GUUUAACCGACGGUUAAAAGUAGAGCGCGGAUUGGUUUCCUGUGAGCACUUCCGGCGUUAGCGGCAGCAGUCAGUGCAUGUGUUUUGGAUUUGUAUUUAUUAAAGUUACAUGUAGCUGAGUCACUGAACCACAACACACAAAUCGUGUGUUUUUCCUUAAAUACGGACAAAGCGAGAUUGAGCUAUGAAUCCCGUCUUUCGAAAGUUGCAGGUGUCUUUCACACAGCAGGCAUUCGUGUUAAAUCAGGCACUUACAUUAUGCCGGGCCACACCAUCAAUCCAGCAUCCUGUUUGGGGCACAGCUUCUGCAAAUGAAAGGCAAUACCACAGCAUGCCAACCCACGGGGUUGGGAGAUGGAAAUAUCUUCUGAAAAAAAAAGUGCCGAAGAAAAAGAAAGACCGGUAUCAGAUGAAGCCCAUCGUUGCAGCGACGGACGCGGCGUACGGGACUCUGAAUGUGAAGGUGUCGGGUUACGACAUGACGCUGGUGGAGCGCUACGCCCAGUAUGUCCACAACCUCUGCAACCGGCUCGGCAUCAAAGUGGCACUGUGCUAUGCUCUGCCGACCAAGACCACAGAGGUCAUGCUAAUGCAAGAGCAAGGCACCAAGAUGUACACGGACGCUGUCCUAAAGACUCACGAGCGAGUCGUCCAGUUGAGCAGUCUGAACACCACGCUGUGUCCCGUCUUCAUGGACGUUCUUUUAAAGAAUCAACCGGAGGGAGUUCAACUCUCUGUGAAGGAGCACACCGAGGCUGAUUACAAAGCGCGGUUCAAGGUGCGUCCAGAGCUGGAGGACCUCAUGGCUCAGAUGAACCAGUAGGGGCCUGUGACAUUUCCAAGCUCUGAUUUCCACAACUGCUCGUGACACAGAUGUUACUUGUCUUAAGCGAGGAAUACCGGUUUGACUUUGUUUAUUUAUUCCCUGGCAUUCCUCAGUGAAAUGCUGUUAAAGGUGAUCAUUUGCAUUGAAAUAACGGCGCACAUUUAUAUUGGACGUUCUUCUGUGACAUGGAAAAUAAAAUCCCUCCUGUUCUUUCCAACUUAA
Messenger RNA from Xiphias gladius (swordfish), 1048 nucleotides. RefSeq names its product mitochondrial ribosomal protein L48 (gene mrpl48). Bases 185 to 823 code for a protein of 212 amino acids. The record is from RefSeq and is a predicted model, not a curated record. The transcript has 8 exons. Gene Ontology annotation, cellular component: mitochondrial ribosome. Lineage: Eukaryota; Metazoa; Chordata; Actinopteri; Istiophoriformes; Xiphiidae.